Tetranychus urticae (two-spotted spider mite) is the source of this 2742-nucleotide messenger RNA. Its product is annotated as band 7 protein AGAP004871-like. NCBI's taxonomy places the organism in Eukaryota, Metazoa, Arthropoda, Arachnida, Trombidiformes, Tetranychidae. Gene Ontology annotation, cellular component: plasma membrane. The record is from RefSeq and is a predicted model, not a curated record.
CAAGGAAAAGUUAAUCCGAAUUCAGACUCAAAAAUCGCAACUGUUUCUCCGUGGACCUCUUCGAUUGACAAAGUGAGAUUACAGAUACCUCGUAGAGCAAUGACCUGUUCAAUAUCUAGUUCUUGCAAGAAAUCCAAUUAGGAUGAAGGAUUUGGAUGGAGAUAAUCUGGUUUCAAUUAAUUAGACUUGAAUUUGAUAGUCUAGCUUAGGUUGAGUCUGAUUGCAUGUCAUUAAAGAUAAGAGUAUACGAGUUUCUGUCAACUCUUUUUCUCUUGCUCAGUUAAGCUAAUGUACGGUAGCGCUAGUGAAUUAAAUAUUCUGCGGCAGUUCAAUCCAAUCUAAUUUGAUCCUUACUAAUUAAUCUUAGCCUGACAUGGAAUAAUUUUUACCUAUCUCGUCUCAAUUAGUCUAAUUAAGAACGGCUAUAUUCAUCCGCGUGAAUUAGCAAGCUGAGACUUCGAGAGUGAAAAAGCGAGUUGAUAAAAACUCGUAUAAUCUUUACCAAAGACUGAUUACUUCAAUAUCUGAAAUGAGAUGUAAUUGACACAAUGAACUCCAUUCAGUCAUUAAAUUGUUACUAACAUUUUCAACCGAUAGACUUCACUAGUCAUUACAACCUGCUACAAGUGACUUGGCGGUGGCGCUUCAAAAGCUAUUCAACGACCAGAAGCAAUGAAAAUUAAUGAACCAAAAACUUGAGCUUGCGUAAAGUAAAAUGAAUAUAACAUUUUAUCGUUUUAAAUCACAUAAUGUACAAAAACUUGUACAAUACAUCGUCCUUAUUUUUACAUAGUUUGUUUUACUUGUUUUCAAUUUGAUUCAACAGUAACAAUUUACUAAUUACUUUUUGCUCGGAUUACAACUCAUCUAACUACAUAUGCUUGAAACAAUCUCACAUUUAGUUGAUUGUUAAAGUAAGUGUAUUGCUCGCAGGAACUCCGUUACCAUCUAAAAAUGACGGCAGCCAACCUUUCUAACAGUAUUGAGCCUUUUGAAGAUCAAGUGGUUAACUACCCACCUCCACCUCCACCACCUCCAUCCUCGAUGCACCACACCGGUCAUCCAGUGAAUCCAUCUGAAAAUCACAGCAUCCACCGUUUAUCACCCAAUGGAAGUCAAACUUACUCCUUCCACCGUAAAUAUGGACCAAGAAAAAAAUCAUUCAUCGGAUUUGAUGCAUACCUUGUUUCUGCAGACAUCGUAGAGGACACAAGGAUUUGUGCGAUAAUGCUUAAGUUCCUCUCGUUGGCCAUUAUUGCUGUUACCUUGCCCUUUUCAUUAUUUUUUUGCAUCAAGGUUGUCCAGGAAUACGAAAGAGCUGUUAUAUUUCGUUUAGGUCGAUUGGUUACCGGAGGUGCUCGAGGUCCCGGAAUUUUUUUCAUAAUUCCCUGCAUUGAUACAUAUUCCAAGGUUGAUUUAAGAACAGUUUCAUUUGAUGUUCCUCCUCAAGAGAUACUUUCUAAAGAUUCUGUGACAGUGGCAGUUGAUGCUGUUGUCUAUUUCCGUAUUAAUAAUGCCAUUGCUUCCGUAUCAAAUGUUGAAGAUUAUGCUCGUUCAACUAGACUUUUAGCAGCCACAACCCUUCGUAAUGUCCUGGGUACCAAAAAUUUAUCUGAAAUAUUAAGUGAACGUGAAUCAAUUAGUCACAUGAUACAGUCAAGUUUAGAUGAAGCAACUGAAUCAUGGGGAGUAAAAGUGGAAAGAGUUGAAAUCAAAGACGUCCGAUUACCUGUUUUAUUGCAACGUGCUAUGGCAGCUGAAGCUGAGGCAACUCGGGAAGCUCGUGCUAAAGUGAUUGCUGCUGAAGGUGAACAAAGAGCUUCUCGAGCGUUAAAGGAAGCUGCUGAGGUUAUUGCUGAUUCACCGGCAGCAUUACAACUUCGCUAUCUUCAAACACUGUCCUCGAUUGCUGCGGAAAAUAAUUCAACAAUUGUGUUUCCAGUUCCAAUGGAGUUGUUUAGAGGAUUUAUUGUUAACCAUCAAAUUAUUAAACAAAAAGGACCCAAUCAUCCGCCUGAAAUAUCACCGAAGGAAUAAUUAAACAAGCUAAUGAUGCUAUUUAACAACCCAUUACCAGAUACAAUACCGAUGUGUAUGUGCCUUCUUUCAAACUCCCAGAUUACAAUGGUGACAACCUGAACGAUAAACAAGAGCAAUUACAACAAUCAAUUUUCUUGAAGGGAUAUUUAUUUGUUGAUCACUUGAUGUCAAACAAUCAAUUACAUGAAAUUUUUUCAUCUUACAGGUUAGAUUGCUAUGUGAACAAUCUAACCAUUGCGGUUGGCCAGAGGAGAUUGGUAAUCCAAAUAGUCUCGAUUAAUGGUUCUGAAGAUGGAAAUUUUUAACACAAUUGAAAUAAUCUUUGAUAUGUCUUGUUAAUGUAACCUAUUUGAUCUCGUUCUCAACUUUAAAACCAAAUUUACAUUAACAAUUGUAUUUCGGUGUUAUCCUGGGUCAAGAAAAGAACCAUUGAUUGACCAGCAACUGCCAAGCAACAUUAUUCUCACCUUCAAUCACUUUUGACUUUGGUGGACCAACUGUCCAUUUAAUUGUAAACCAUUUAUGAUGUUAAUUAUGCUAUGAAAACAAAAUUGAAACUCCAUAAAUGAUAACCUUGCAUGAUGAUCUCAAUGCCAAAAUUGUUCACUUCGAAAAACAAAAUGUAAAAGAGUAAAACUGAUUAAAAUGUUAUUAUUACAGAUGUAUGAGAAAUAAACAGUGGAAAACUCAUUUCAUUCCCAA